AUGACAAACACUGGAAAUCAAGCUGGUGGGGCAUUGAACAAUGUCAAUGCACAAGAGAGAGAUACGGUGACAGGAGAAGUCAGGGCAAGGAAUGACCAGAACCUGGUUUCACCUCAUGGAUCAGAGCACAGAGGAAAUGAUUUGCCUUCCAAUGAUGACCAUGAAGAAGAGGAAAUGAUACCAGAUUGUCGAGACCUUCGAGAUGAGGUUACGCGGUUGCUAAAGAAAGGGUAUCUAAGAGAAUUCCUAAGUGAUAGAGCCAAGAAUAGUUACGGAAAGAACAAAGGUUCAAACAAACAUUUUGAUCAGGCCAAACCAAGUCAGGUGAUCAACAUGAUAAUAGGCGGAACGGAGGUCGCAGGAACACCUUUUAUUACAAAAAGGACGAAAUUCUCGGUGACUCGAGAAAUGAGGUCACGAAGCUUUGUUCCAGAAGAAGCAAUCAUAUUCAUCGAUGAAGAUGCAUAUGGCGUUAAUUUUCCCUACAAUGAUGCUUUGGUAAUCUCAGUUAUGAUAGUUGAUACUCAAGUCAAGCGAAUAUUGAUCGACCUGGGUGGUUCAGCAAACAUAAUCCGAUGGAAGGUGGUAGAUCAAUUGUCGACGAUUGAUAAACUUACACCAUCCUCCAGAGUGCUUAAUGGUUUCAAUAUGGCUAGUGAAACUGUGAAAGGGGAGAUUUUACUGCCAAUCAAUGUGGGAGGAAUUCUUAAACACACCAAGGUUUAUGUUAUAGAUGGUGACAUGAGCUACAAUGCGAUCUUUGGAAGACCUUAG
Lycium barbarum (goji berry) is the source of this 774-nucleotide messenger RNA. RefSeq lists its product as uncharacterized. NCBI's taxonomy places the organism in Eukaryota, Viridiplantae, Streptophyta, Magnoliopsida, Solanales, Solanaceae. The record is from RefSeq and is a predicted model, not a curated record. The coding region runs from base 1 to 774 and encodes 257 amino acids. The transcript has 2 exons.